Molecule: messenger RNA, 1146 nt
Organism: Saprolegnia parasitica CBS 223.65
Lineage: Eukaryota; Oomycota; Saprolegniomycetes; Saprolegniales; Saprolegniaceae
Exons: 5
Coding region: 1-1146 (381 amino acids)
Molecular function (GO): protein binding
Source: RefSeq, a predicted model, not a curated record
AUGGACCUGCUGCCCGAGGAGCCGCACCGGCGCGAAGCCAACCUCUUGAGCAUCGAGGACAUCCGCUCCGAGAUGAUGCGGUACGGCAUUCCCGCGCACGAGAGCAUUCCCAACACGCUCGUGAUCCUGCAGCGCAAAUUUGACGACGAGUUCAACACGCAAAUGACGACGUAUGCCAAGAUCAUGGAACGCUACCGCCGCAAGAAGACCAAGAACGAGAUGGCGGCGCGCGCCGAGCGCAUUGUGGCCGAAGACACGGCCGCGCUCGCUGCCAACCCCAAGAUGCGGAUCCUCGUCGACCAGGUGCUCGCGCACGAGACGAACGCGAGUCUCACAGUGCGCGGCGUGGACGACGCGACGUGCCGCGCCUUUCUGCACGCGAUGGAAGCCAACACAUCGGUCUUGACCCUCGACCUGUCCAACAACGCGCUUAGCGAAAGCGUCGCCGAGGCGAUCGCGAGUCUCCUCCGGCACAACCGGUCGCUGCAAACACUCGAUUUGGGGGCCAACCACUUGAACUCGCCGUCGCUUCUCGUGAUCGGACCGGCCCUCGCCGCGAACAACGUGCUCACGUCGAUCAGUUUCGAGUCCAACCCGCUUACGAGCCAUAACAACGCAGUGGACCUCUCGGGCUUCGAAGUGCUUUGCGCCAACGUCUUUAGCAACACGACGACGCUGCGGUCGGUCAACUUUUUCCGCUGCGGCCUCAACGUCGAAGCUGGCCGGAUGCUCUCCAAGGCGCUGCUCUUCAACGAGUCGGUGAUUGCCCUCGACAUUGGCUGCAAUGCCAUGUCGGACAAGGAGCUCGAGAUCAUUGCGAUUCAGCUCGAAGAGAACCGACUUGUCCACGACCGAAUGCAAGCCAAAGUGUAUGCGCUCAAAAAGCAAGUGGCCGCCGACGCGGACGCCAAAUACGACGCCAAGUGCGCACUCGAGAAGGCCGAGGCGAUCGCCAAGUGGCACGACGACAACGCGGCCGCGCGCCACGCCCAGUACGAGCGCGACGCGAUUGACGCCGCGCGGCGCAAGUGCGAAGAGCACGCGCGUAUCCAAAAGCAAAUCGCUGAGAAGGAGGUCGCGCGCAAGUGGCAGGAGGAUGACGCGCGCUUGAAAGCCGAAGCCAAAGCCAAAAAGAAGAAAAAGUAG